UUGAUGAUGAGGCGUAUGAGAAAAACAAGAAUUACUUCAUUGAGAUGAUGGGCCCCCGCAUGGUGGAUAUGAGUUUUCAGAAAGGAAAACCAUAAGGGUUAAAAUAGUAGAUGAGGAGGAAUACGAAAGGCAAGAGAAUUUCUUCAUUGUCCUUGGUGAACCGAAAUGGAUGGAACGUGGAAUAUCAGCGCUCCUGUUGUCUCCAGAGGUGACAGACAGAAAGCUGACUGUGGAGGAGGAGGAGGCCAAGAGGAUAGCAGAAAUGGGAAAGCCAGUACUGGGCGAACACCCCAAACUAGAGGUCAUCAUUGAAGAAUCCUUUGAGUUCAAGAAUACGGUGGACAAACUGAUCAAGAAGACAAACCUGGCCAUGGUUGUGGGGACCCAUUCCUGGAGGGACCAGUUCAUGGAGGCCAUCACUGUCAGUGCAGCAGGGGACGAGGAUGAGGAUGAGUCAGGUGAGGAGAGGCUGCCAUCCUGCUUUGACUACGUCAUGCACUUUCUGACCGUCUUCUGGAAGGUGCUGUUUGCCUGCGUGCCCCCCACAGAGUACUGUCACGGCUGGGCCUGCUUCGUCGUGUCCAUUCUCAUCAUCGGCAUGCUCACGGCCGUCAUUGGGGACCUGGCCUCCCACUUUGGCUGCACCAUUGGCCUCAAGGACUCAGUCACAGCUGUUGUCUUUGUGGCAUUUGGCACCUCUGUGCCAGACAUGUUUGCCAGCAAAGCCGCGGCCAUCCAGGAUCUGUACUCUGAUGCCUCCAUCGGCAAUGUCACGGGCAGCAACGCCAUCAACGUCUUCCUGGGCAUCGGCCUGGCCUGGUCCGUGGCCGCCAUCUACUGGGCCCUGCAGGGACAGGAGUUCUACGUGUCGGCCGGCACGCUGGCCUUCUCGGUCACCCUCUUCACCAUCUUCGCGUUCGUGUGCAUCAGUGUGCUCCUGUACCGCCGGCGGCCCCACCUGGGCGGGGAGCUGGGGGGCCCACGCGGCUGCAAGCUGGCCACAACGUGGCUCUUCGUGGGCCUGUGGCUCCUGUACAUACUCUUUGCCACGCUGGAGGCCUACUGCUACAUCAAGGGCUUCUGAGCCUGGGCGCGGGGCCUCCGCUGCACACACCUCGGACUUCUCCUGAGAGAAGGGCACUUGGCCACCAUGACCUCGCCCGGGGGGAGCAGCCCACAGAGGCCCCAGGAACCUCACCCGACCUAGGCCCCCCGGGCAGUGGGACUGAAAGGGCAGAGUCUUAACCAGUCAAACGAGUGGAGGAAACACCCUCUUUACAAAGUAUUUAAUUCAAUACAAACCAACAACAGCAACAAAUCCACCUCCUCCCCAUCUUCCCAUCCGUGUCCUGACCCACAGCAGAGGUCAAACCUUCCACCGCCCUCCGAUUAUCCCUUUGCUGCUUCUCCUUCCCUGGGGCAGGGCUUCCACGUCUGUCCUGUUGGUCGCAUCCCCACACUGUCCCCCAGCUGGCGGGGGUGGAAGUGAGUCCUAUUGCCCA
Molecule: messenger RNA, 1502 nt
Organism: Lontra canadensis (Northern American river otter)
Lineage: Eukaryota; Metazoa; Chordata; Mammalia; Carnivora; Mustelidae
Product: sodium/calcium exchanger 3-like
Exons: 7
Coding region: 170-1084 (304 amino acids)
Biological process (GO): calcium ion import across plasma membrane; sodium ion transmembrane transport
Cellular component (GO): axon; sarcolemma; postsynapse
Molecular function (GO): calcium:sodium antiporter activity
Source: RefSeq, a predicted model, not a curated record